Molecule: messenger RNA, 13514 nt
Organism: Mercenaria mercenaria
Lineage: Eukaryota; Metazoa; Mollusca; Bivalvia; Venerida; Veneridae
Exons: 8
Coding region: 347-913 (188 amino acids)
Cellular component (GO): cytoplasm; nucleus
Molecular function (GO): protein binding
Source: RefSeq, a predicted model, not a curated record
AAAGGUAAAUGUAUAUAUUACAACUUAUCUGUCUCAUCGCGUGUCACAAAACGUUUGUGUACAUGUAUACAUCAAAAUUAAACAAAGGCAUGAUCGAUAUUCACACAAAAAUGGGUGUCAGUUUUCAGUAUGCUUUUGUAAAUAGUCUUUGUAAAUAUUGUAUUUCUAUUCAAAGGAGUUCAAUGUCUUUACAUGUGAAAAAGUAAGCGAACCAGAAACGUUCAAAUAUUUUCAACGCAGUAGGUUCGUUAAAAUUGUGAAUACUUCGAAGUGAAAAUAUUGAAAUAGGAUAUAAAAAUAUUUUUUGAAACUUCGAAGAUUUUAAGGUGAAGCCUUUCCAAUCAAGAUGGCAGAUGAGAUAGAGCAGGAUAGAAAUGUAGUGAAUAUUGAACUACAAACGGUCGAAAGUCAUGCCGCAGGUACUAACUGCAUUGCAGAUUUUGUGGAAAAAAGUCCAGAAAAUAUACAAAAUGUAAAACGAUUGAAAAAGCUUGUCCAGUUAGCUGAUGCAAAUGUGAAUUUCCAGAGCGAUAAAGAUGGGACAACGGCAUUGCACUCGGCGGUCUCGAUGGGAAAGGCGGAGUUUGUCGAUGUGUUGCUCGGAGCUGGUGCUGAAAUCAAACAAGAUACUGACGGAAAUACUGCACUACAUUAUGCAGUAGAACAUACAUCAGAAGCAGAAGCCUUUGAUAAAUUCGAACGUCUUAUGCCACGGAAGAUAUUAGCAAACGAGCGGUGGGAUUGGAAGUUCAAGAGAGAACAGUUAGAUGCGGUUACAUUAGUAAACAAUAAAGGCUUCAACAUUUUAAACCUUGCAUUGGAGCUAGGGAAAAUGUACGUAUUUCGAGUAACAAAACUGUGUUUAUUUGUAAAGAUACAGCCUCGGUAUGUAUUCUACAUAAAUACACAUUAAGAAUAGCUUAAUGCAACAAAGUAUAGGUCUUAACAUUUACACAAACACUCGUUAUUUUCGUAAAAAAAAGAUAAUUCAAGCUUGUAGAUAACUUAAAAACAUUUGCAGCUGCAGACUACUGACAAUAUAACAUUUUAUAAGUUAAGGCAUCAUCACAGUGGCGUGUGGAACAAUAUUAAGGCAAACAUUGCAUAUCGCCUUGUUGCGUACGCGUGUUUCGUCUGACAAGUUGACUGUUUGAUUUUGACAUUCGGAAUCCCAUCUUGCAUUCUUACAUGUACAUGCCUUUAUUUGAUAUUCAGUUUGAUUUGAUCUUGCUUGCUUCAUAUAUUCGUCUCGCUUUCGGACAUGCUGUAAUCUGAUAAACUACUUCAUCAUAUUGACUAGUGGUUACGUACAUCGUGUCUUCUUGGACCGUCAAUGGUGUAUACUUACUGAUGAAGAUAACAUCUAGCUUUCGGACAUGCUGUAAUCUGACAUACUACUUCAUCAUACUCAACUAUCGGUUACUUACAUCGUGCCUUCUUAGAGCGUCAAUGGUGUAUACUUCUUGGUGAAAACAACUUAGGCGGUUCCUUAACUAUGUGAUUGCAAGGAGCUGGGUUAUGAAUUAAUUUCAAUGAAUUGUCAAAUUCUUGUUCAGGUGGAGAUAACCCCUUUGUACGGAAACAUACGAACUGUACCGAGAGUAUUAAGACUACACGUCCGGUAACCAGACUAACACCAUAUAUUCCUAUUUGAAUCCAAGUGAAAUGAGUAUAUUUUUCCAGACUACCUUUAAUCGGAUAUAUAAAUAGCGCGCUAUAAAUAGCCUACAGAACAGAAUUAUGUCAACACCUGUGUACUAGUCCAAAUAAUUACACGUCCAUAUUCACAGUAUAUAAACGAACUGAACCCCAACCGGAUCUUGCGAGCGGAUUUCAGUAUCAACCAUUUUGCGUCGUGACAGUUGAGUAAAACAUUCGUGUUCGUGACGAUACUGUUGAAUGAUAAGUAAGUCAAUCUGUAUGUAUGUUGUAGCCAACAAACUUUAUUGUUGACCUAUGGUACGCAACAUUAUCAUUUUUAGCAUUAAAACAAUAAAAUUCAUGAAACUCUCCGCAGGCUAGAACGAGAUUAGCAGUACACACGAAAGAAAACUAGGUUUUACCAAGUUUAGAUUGGUUGUACACGGAGUUUCGAGUUUGUACUGCUGCAAUUAAUUAAUAACAAAAUGUAUUAUGGUUAUUUGUUAUAUGAACGAUUGAUUUUGAACAUAAAAACAAGAAUUAAAGCCAGGGUGUAAAAAAGGCUUACUGUACGUUUCUUGCCGGUGAUUCUGAACCUCACUUGCGAGUUUACGCGAUCUGUCUGUACCAUGUCUUGGGAGUAUUUUCAAAGAUUUUGUACGUUUCUUUCUAAUAAAAGACUUAAUCCAGUGGAAUUUUCCUACCGUUUUUCAUGUAGUUCAUAAUCACAGAAUAUAUUUUACAAUGUAAGAGUACUAUCAUGCAGUAACGGCAACUGUUAAUUAGUUUAAGAUUUACGAUACGAACCUCCAAAAGUUACCAAACAUACUACAUUACCCUGCACAAUAAUGCAUCAGACUGGCAUGAAGCUCCGCCCCGUCUAGGCAAUAAAAACGCACUAUUGUAUAAUAUCAGCCAUUCGAUCUACAGUUUAUAGGCCGAAAACUAGGGAUAACUCUGUGGGGCUAAAACGGUCCAUUGGCCUUGCAGAUAAGUGUAAAGUUGCGUGGGCAGUGUUGCAUAUUUCAACACUGCCCAUGAACAAACUCAAUAAAACCGAGUCUGCUAUUUUCUGUUCUUUGUUUGAUAUCUUUGCUUUCGAAAGAUCUACAUUUAUUUUGAAUUCAGCCUGUAGUAGUACUGAAAACCUCGGAUAAAUAUUUCAUAACUGCAAAAAGGGGUGGGGGAUAAUUAUAGGUUAUUAGCUUUGUAUCGGGAAAUAUGCACGAGUUCUUCAGCGGAAAUAUUGCGCGAUAUAAAUAUAAAUAUUUUUCAGCUGAAGAACGAGUGCAUAUUUCCCGAUGCAAAGAUAAUAAUCUUUUUAUUACAUACACAUCCAUAUGUAUAGAUAUAAUGUAUAUCAUAAAUUUGUUCAAUAGCCCGAAUAGGAUUGACAAUACUGAACUAAAUAGAAAAAAAUAGUGCAACAACAAACGCUGAAUUACGUCACGCACCCGAUGUGAAAUUCAGGCGUCAGUGUAUGGAAAAAUAUUGACGUUUCCGGUACCAGGGUAACUUAACUGGGAAUAGAAACGUGUAUGUAAUAAUUCAUUAAAUAUGUCUGACACUGUGACAGUUAUGUGUCUUGGUGAUAUGACACUGCCCUUCGAUCGUUUCAACGAAUUACCUUCAGCAGUACUAAAUACAUGAAGUGGCACGCAAAACUUAAACCAGCAUAUCUAUCUAGAAAGGGGAUCAGUCAAUCAAAUGCUGGCCAAAGUUAUGGGCCUUGAUGGCAAGAUACUGCUGACCCGAAGACAUGAGCGAAGUUUCAACUAAAUACCUUCAGUUUUCUUGGAGAUAUAAAGUUUCAUGCAAAACAUUAAGCAAAGCAUUACGCCGACGUCAACAUCAACGACGAUGCAUGAACACGUGAGUAGAAUAGCUCAAAAUAUUCGUUGAAUCGUCGAGCUAAAAUACAAAAGAACAAUGGUUGCAAAUGCAGAGGAGACAUGUUACUAGUAGUUAUUAUAUCAUAUCAAGGUAUAAUUUCUCUUUCCAUAAUCAAUUACCAGAUUCAUGUAAACAUUUUCGUUUCCAGGUAGGGAUGCGUUUAGGCAAUAACCAGUCAUUCUGUGUGCAGCUAAAUGCUUAACAUUGUUUAUGGUACAUAUAGUACCAGACAAUAACUUUAGAUGCGCCAUAUAAUUGUUGUAGACACAGUAAUUUCACAUUCGGAACGAUAAAAGACAAAAAGUGAAUACAAAGGCAAUGGAAAAACCCCUACCUGACUCGCAAGAUAUGGUUCAGUGAACUCACAAGUGAGGUACAGAUCAUUAGAUUGAUACUUGCAAGACGGGUUCAGUAUUCUAACAAUCGCCUUGUUUACUUUCCAUAAUUUUCUACAUAACGAACAUGUCCUGGUAGGUUUAUGUCGCCGGUUUAGUGAAGGAAAUACAUUUAAACAACACCUCAAACACGAGUACUGGUACAGAUAAACGAUUUUAUGCAUAAAAUUUCUUGUAUAAUCGGCGAGUGUUGAAAUAAACGGAACACGUUGAGAAGAGUACAGCAUUUUAUCGGCAAUUAUAGGACGAUCAAGCUGGUAAAGAAUGUUUUCAUCCGGAAAGAUAAAGUAUUUCUUGAUAUGAUACAAUCGAUUACAUACCGCCUCAGCAUCAUUGCAACAAGUUGUUCAUAAUUAUUUAGAUAGUCCCACAUAUUUUCAUCAAUCGGAUCGUGAAAUCUGCUCGCAAGAUCCGGUUGGGGUUCAGUUCGUUUAUAUACUGUGAUAUUGUUUUAUAUUUGUGACUGGCAAUUGCCCAUAUGAAAAAAAUAUCACAAUAUUUCCUAGGAUCGCUUCAAAUUAGUUGGACGUUACUUAUUCAAAGGAGACAUGAUAUUGAACAUUUUGAGAAAUGUGAGUACACUUUUAGUAGUUAUAAUUCAAUUAAUAUCAAAUGUAAAAAAACGUUAUUGACCUCACCCAACCUAUUGUCAUAUGGGGCUGAUUAAACACAAUUAUUCAUUCCAUUUUCUAGAGAGUUUACGCAGGGGAGGUUUGGGAGAGGCGGAGUGGCAGGCCCGAUCCAGUGCUAGAUAACCCGGGCCCCACCUCCUUCCCUCUCCCAUCUCCUUCCUCCACUCGGCUGAAAAGUUUCAAAGGAAAUUCCGAAAUAGAUUUUCGCAAACUAUUGUAAGUGUAUGUUUGUUUGCAACGCCAUUUUUCAGAAGUAUUUCAGUUAAGUAACAGCGGACAAUUAACCUAACCAGUGAUCCUGGAUUCUGUACCAGUACAAACCUGUUCUCCACAAGUAACUGCCAACUUCCCCACAUGAAUCAGAAAUGGGGGACAAAUGAUAUCAGACACGUCAUUUAUCAAACCGUCACGGAGAACAUACGCCCCGCCCGGGGAUCGAACUCACAAACCCAAGAUCAGUAGAUUUGUGCUAUGUAGGACCACAUUCGUAACAGAUCGCAUUUGUAACAGAUUUCAUACGUAUGCGAUCGUAUUCGUAACAGGUAAAAUAUGUUACGAAUGUGUUUGUCCAACAUGGGGGUUGACAUGAGAAACACAUAUGUAUCAUGUUGAGUUUUAUAAUACAAAUGUUCAAUGAGUUGGUUGUCAUCGCAACAUCAUUAAAUGACUGCCAAAAGGACCAUCACAAGUUAACGUCGUCGUCGUCGUCGACGUCAAUGACGUCAUUAAAUUAUUUGAGCCGCAUUAUGGGAAAAUAGGCCUUUGGUAUCUUCGAGGUUCUGCAACCAGUGUGGACCCAGAUCAGCCUGAGCAUCCGCACAGUCUGAUCAUGGCCUACACUGUUCGCUGUUAUUUCAAAGAAGGCUUAAUCUACCAGAAUAUGAAAUUUUUUACCCUAAUUCAGAUGCACAAUUGCACAGGGCAGUCUAAAUAUAGACUUUCCGGAAAUUCACGAAAAUAUCCGAAUGUUAGUUUUCCCGUGACUUGGCUCAAUUUUUCAAUCAUUCCUGCAUCCACUGCCACUACCACUUUAAUACGUUUACAACUUCAGCUACUUCUACUGUUACCUCGACUUGCUGCAAUGUAGACCCACAUGCCCAGUUCACUGAUUCGAACCCGGUGGCGACAUACAUUUGUAGCUAUCUUUUGUCAUCCAGAGCUGUUUCAAGUUGGUUGACAAACAGGAAGUUGCUUUGUCACGGGACAAAUUAUAUACUACUUGUCAUGGACGGAGUCGUUAGCCUUAAUUCUAGGAAGGCCCGACCUUCUGCUGCGAACUAAUGUCUAUGAGAUUUAAAGAAAAUACACCAUAUUUACUGAGCCCGCCUGUGAGGUAAUAGGCAUUCUUCUAUUAUAAUCCCGUCGUGAAAUAGUGGAGUCUGUGCGUUCGUGCAGUUAUAUGUAUUGGUUCUUGUCCUUGGCAAAACUUGCCCAUGCAUAGUCAGAUUUUCAAAUUAUUUGGUACAAAUGAUCAGCAUGAAUAGAAGGUGUAUUGCGAUCAUGAUCCUUGUUGCUAUAUCCAAGAUCAAGGUCACAGCUUUGAUUUGUUUUGUUAUUUUGUUGUAAUAUAUAUGUUUGUGCCCGGAUCAUAACUCGCUUUAGUCAGAUUUGCAAAUACUUUGGUACAAAUAACCACAAUUUAUUGACAAUCUGUAGUGAUCAUAUCACACAUAUUACUGCCAACGUCUCGAAUUUUCUCACCCUGUAGAAUGGUUUUGAUGAAUAUUAUGUUUUUUGUUGGAUUCUGAGCGCAUAUUUUCAACGGUAUUUAGGUAAUACAGUUUAAUAUGAUGAUGAUGAUGAUGAUGAUAAUGAUGAUAAAAAUGUCAAUAAUAUUAAAAUCAGUAUAGCAGCCAGUAUCUGUAUGUUAGUAACCGACAAUUUCCCAACUUGAAAAGCACCUAGUGGCGAAAAUCGCAAUAGAUUUUUUUCACCCGGUCUCGAACCGUGUGUCCCUCGACACCCUUGACGAUGGUUAGUUCUUCCCAUUAAUUAAUUUCAUUUGAAAUUACACCCUGGCUAAUAUGCGAGUAUACACUCAUACGUUCGUUUACGGGUCUGGUAAAACGCACCGAUACACGUAAGGUCUUAACUGGGUGGAUGGGAGACACAAUAUAUCUGGAAAUUCCGGCUCUGACUAGGAAUUAAACCAGCUCCGCCGGUUUCGUAAUCAGCAAAAUUAUCUACUGCACCACCCUCACCGAUGGAGUUACUCUUGCCGCUCCUAUAGAGGUUCAAAAUCUACGGUAUUCCGUUUGGACAAUCGUGACGUUUUAUUUAUUACUAAACCGCGAUGCACGAUGGUACGAUGACGAAAACACGAUGGAGCGAUGGUAAGAUGAUGAAACAACGAUGGUACGAUGGUGGAAACUUGAUGACACGAUGAUGAAAUCAUGAUGGUGCGUUGGUACGAUGGUUAAAUGUCGAUGUAAUAUCGCGUUUUCAUCAUCGUACCAUCGCGUUUUCUACAUUGUACCAUCGCGUUAUCACCCUCGUACCAUCGCAUUUUCACCAUCGUACCAUCGCCUUCCGGUGGUCAUGCGCAGUGGUACAGUAUAUGUGUCAGUAAAAUACAGGCUUGAUACAAUCUCAUUUUCACUUUGCACUAUGUACCUUCUACAUCCUAACAAGAAUAAGCUGAGUUUAAAUAAUACCAUGUGACUAUUACUCCCAGCUUUUUAUUUACUUUCAUGCAUACAUAAAAUACAAAGGACGUGGCCUUGUAAAUUUUACAGUUUUAAUGAAGUGAGCACUGAACAUUUAGUAAAACAUUUUGCAAAACAGCAGAAUCUAAAUGGUAAAUUUCGUCUAACAAAAUACAUUAAGAUACAUUCAUCUAUUGUUGACAAAAAUAACAAGUGUACGCGACUGCGCAUUUCUAACCGGAAGGCGAUGGUACAAUGGUGAAAAAGCGAUGGUACGAUGGUGAAAACUCAAUGACACGAUUGUGAAACCACGAUGGUACGAUGAUUAUAACGCAUGGCACGAUGGUAAAAACGUGAUGGUACGAUGGUGAACGCGAUGAUACGAUGGUGAAAACGCGAUUGUACGAUGGUGAAACAACGAUGGUAGGAUGAUGAUAACCCGAUCGCACGAUUGUGAAAAUGCGAUGGUACGAUGGUGAAAUCGCGAUGGCACGAUGGUACGAUGACGAAAACACGAUGGAGCGAUGGCAAGAUGAUGAAACAACGAUGGUACGAUGGUGAAACUUGAUGACACGAUGAUAAAAGCAUGAUGGUGCGAUGGUACGAUGGUGAAAUGUCGAUGUAAUAUCGCGUUUUCAUCAUCGUACCAUCGCGUUUUCUACAUUGUACCAUCGCGUUAUCACCCUCGUACCAUCGUAUUUUCACCAUCGUACCAUCGCCUUCCGGUGGUCAUGCGCAGUGGUACAGUAUGUGUCAGUAAAAUACAGGCUUGAUACAAUCUCAUUUUCACAUUGCACUAUAUACCUUCUACAUCCUAACAAACUACGAUGAUGAAAACGCGAUGACACGAUGGUGCGAUGAUGAAAACGCGAUAGUACGAUGAUGAAAACACGAUAUUACAUCGACAUUUCACUAUCGUAACAUCGCAAUUUCAUCAUCGUGCAUUGCGGUUUAGUAUUAAAUAAAAUGUCACCGUAAAAAUCAGAGUAUUUCCAUACGAAUACAGGCACCGAAUGCAGGUCAUACGUUCGUUCACGACUGUGAGAAUUUUUAUUAAAAUCUACACUGUGGAAAAUUUUCUAUUCGCGAAAAUGUUUUGAAAGUUGCUAUACUGAGUAUUCCCAUAGACUACCAUUGUAAAAAAGUGCGUGAGGUCCAUUUUCUUCUAAUCAGUCUAGUCAAAAGGUCACGACCCUUUCCUUUUUAUUUGCUGAAUUUUCUAGAAACAUUCUGAAGUUUUGAAAAAUCUGAGUUUAAUCAAAUCCUACAUUGUAGAAAAAAUUUCCAUCCAAACGUGCAGAACUACCUUAAAUGGGACAUAUUUCAUAUGAUGUAUCCAUUGUCGUGAGUAUAAGUCUUUUUUUAAAGCAGUUCGAAUUGACAGAGAUAAACAAAACGAAAACGAAAAACGUAUCCUGCAGCAAACCCGCGGACGCCAACGGCAUCAGGAUAAGAACAAUAGCCAUGAGCAGUCUUCGAAUAGUCAAGCUAGUCACUAUUUUUAAGUAUAGAUAAAUGUAUUUAUUACAUACCUAAAAUUAUUAUCCAUUUGGUUUCAAUGGACCUCUAUCGUGCAAUAUUUUUCCAUAUCAUGACGUGGAACGCUUUCAUAUCGGACGUGGAAUGUUUUAUUAACGUUGUAAUGGAAAGAAUCGCGUGACGUCCAUGGCGUCCACGCGCACAUUGCGACAACAAGUUGACGUCAUUUUUGCGGAAAAUAUUAAUGCGCGUCAGUUUGAUUUCUUUAUUGCAUUUUCGGAGAAGUUCUUUUCGUGUUUUUCCUAUCUUUCGUUACAGAACAAUAAUUUAGAUAUAAAGUAAUCAUUUGAUAGUGGAUGUGUAAUAAAAAGGUUAUCAACUUUGUAUGUGGAUAUACGCACUCGUUCGUUCGCGGAUAAUAUUGCGCUCCUAAAGUCGCGCGAUAUUACCGCUGCAGAACUCGUGCAUAUAUCCACAUACAAAGUUAAUAACCUAUAAAUAUACCCAGUGUAGUGUUCAACUUUUAAUACAGGACUUUCUAUGUUUGUUGAGACUGUCUUGAUCUUGAUUUUAGUGCACUUUAUUUAUUGUUGAAGCGAUACAACCAGCGAAUUGCCGAUUAUAAAAGUUGAACAGGGAUUGCAUGUGGUGUGCAUCUUCCUCUUUAAUCAUACAUAUUCAUAUACAUGUAUCCAUGCAUUUAGUAAAAAAUGAAAUCUUACAAACCAAAACCGAUAUGGGAACUUUAUAAGUGACAUGUACAUUAAGUGCCAUGCUACUAUGAACAAACCAAUCAUGAUAACCGUUCGGUAUUCUUGCCAAGUUUAAUUGUCAGAUAACAAACAAGUACCAAGAUAUUAACCUAACCAGAAAUAUCCUUCUAAUUAACAAGAGGGCCGUCAUGGCCGACUAUCGCUAACAUGAGUAAUACUACGCUUUACAUGUUAUUAGAUGUGCGAUUUUUGCCAUUUUAGGGGUCAUAACUUUAAGACAAAUAGCCUGCUAUGGCUACUCUUCGAGAAAAAAUAUAAGGUCUUCAUGAUAUAUAAUUUCUAUGCAAGUUUGGUCAAAAUCAAAUUAUAAAUGUGAUAUCUGUCAUGUUUACAAUGCUAAAAUCAGCAAGUUUUGUCAUUUAAGAGGUAAUAACUCCAUCACAAAUGUUGCUAUAUAGCUGGUUUCGUAAGGAACCGAGAUGUUAUAGAUAUAUAACUUCUAUACAAGUUUGGUCAAAAUGAAAUAUAUUAUAUGGCCUCUAUCGUGUUCACAAGACUAAAAUAAGCAAAGUUUUGCCAUUUCAGCCAUAACCCCGAGAUAAAUGGCGCGAUACGGCUGUUUAAAAAGGAAGUGAGAUCCUAUAUAAGUUUAAUAAAAAUCAAAUAAUAAAUGUAGUCUCCAUUUUGUUGACAAGGAUAAAAUCAUCAUUUUUGCCAAUUCAGGGGCCGUAACUCCAAGUCAAAUGGUGCAAUACGGUUGUUUUUGAAAGGAACCGAGAUCUUAUAGAUAAAUAAGUUGUAAGCGAGUCGAGUCAAAAUAACAAAAACAUGUGGUCUUAAUCGGGUUCACAAGGCUAAAAUCAGUAAUUAUUGCCAUAUCUGGAUCAUAGAUCUAUAUCAAGUUCUGUGCAAGUUUUGUCAAAAUCAAAUAAUAAAUGCUAUCUCUGUCAUAUUCACAAGAAAAAUGUGAAAGGACGGACGGACGGACGACGUACAACGGCUGAUCACAAUGGCUAACUUUGUCACUUCGUACAAGUGAGUUAAAACAUGUUACAAAUGUGUUUCGGAUGUAAAAAUGCACUUUUUUGUUCAUUUUUCCGAUUGAAAAUGACAUGUGACAAAUGUAAUCAGAUGUCACAUCAAAAAUCGACAUCGAUCACAUUCGUCACAAAAAUUGUUACAAAAUUUAAUGUGCUUGAUUUCUGUUACUGUAGGACAUUUUCUAAUCUGAAACCUGCCAUGAAUAUCUGUCAAAUUUUCUUUGUGCCUUUGAAUUUUUGGUGUUUUGCAGUACCUGAUAUGUAUUUUACAGGAUUUUUUUCUCCAGAGCACUGUGAUCAGCAUUUGUCUCACGUGAAUUGUGGAGACAUUUGGAUAAUGUACCUGAAAGUUCAUCACAAUUUGCUGGUGUUUUGAUAUCUAUAAGAGCAGACGGCAACAGAAUUGGAGGUUACCCAAAUCUAAAGAUGUUGAGGAGUACAAGAAACAACACAAAAACUCUAUGAAAAACAAAUGAAAUUAAACAACGUGAAAUUAUAUUGAAUCAUGGCACUAGCUUCCAGAUCGUUCGACAAAAAAAAAAAAAAAAGAUUUGUUUAGCUCACCAGAGCAAAAAGUGCUCAAGGUGAGGUAUUGUGACCGGUCAUUGUCCGGCGUCCGUAGGCGUGCGUCGAGCGUCAACAUUUGCUUUGUGAACACUCUAGAGCCCACAUUUGUGACCCAAUCUUUAUGAAACUUGGCCAGAAUGUUAGUCUUGAUGAUCUCAAGGUCAAGUUGAAAACUGGGUUAUGCGGGAUAAACAACUAGGUCAGCAGAUCAGAUCAAAGGAAAAGCUUGUGAACACUCUAGAGACCACAUUUUUGACCCAAUCUUUAUGAAAAUUAGUCAGAAUGUUAGUCUUGAUGAUCUCUAGGUCAAAAUUAAAACUGGGUUAUAUUGGGUCAAAAACUAGGUCAGUAGGUCAGAUCAAAGGAAAAGUUUGUGAACACUCUAGAGACCACAUUUUUGACCCAAUCUUUAUGAAACUUAGUCAGAAUAUUAGUCUUUAUGAUCUCUAGAUCAAGUUUAAAACUGGGUAUGUGGGCUCAAAAACUAGGUCUGUAGGUCAGAUCAAAGGCAAAGCUUGUGAACACUCUAGAGACCACAUGUUUGACCCAAUCUUUAUGAAACUUGGUCAGAAUAUUUGUCUUAAUGAUAUCUAGGUUAAGUUCGAAACUGAGUUAUUUUGGGUCAAACACUUGAUCAGUAGGUCUUAUCAAAGGAAAACCUUGUGAACACUCUAGAGACCACAUUUGUGACCCACUCUUUAUGAAACUUGAUCAGAAUGCAAGUCUUGAUGAUUUCUAGGUCAAGUUAGAAACUGGGUCAUAAGGGAACAAAACUAGGUCAGUAAAUCAGAUCAAAGGAGUAGCUUGUGAACACUCUAGAGACAACAUUUGUGUCCCAAUCUUUUUGAAACUUGGUCAGAAUGUUAGUCUUAAUGAUCUCUAGGUCAGGUUUGAAUCUGGGUUAUGUUGGUCAAAAUCUAGGUCAGUACGUCAGAUCAAUGGAAAACCUUGUGAACUCUCUAGAGACCACAUUUGUGACCAAACUUUUUGAAACUUGGUCAAAAUGUUAGUCUUGAUGAUCUCUAGGUCAAGUUCGAAACUGGGUCAUGUUGGAUCAAAAACUAGGUCACCUGGUCAAAUUAAAUAAAAAGCUUGUGAACACUCUAAAGGCCACAGUUGUGUCCCAAUAUUUAUGAAACUUAGUCAGAAAAUUAAGCUUGAUGAUUACUAGGUCAAGUUUGAAUCUUGGUAAUGUGGGGUCAAAAACUAGGUCACCUGGUCAAAUCAGAGGAAAAGCUUGUGAACACUUUAGAGGCCACAGUUGUGUGUGUGUGUAUCCGGGUUUUACGUCUUUUUCAACAAUGUUUCAGUCAUAUAAACGACGGUGUCUACUUGUAGCAGUGAACACAAUGCCCAACUUUAUAAUGCUGCCACACUCACUGGAAUAUCACGUAGUAGACACGUGUCAUGAUACCCCACCCAGUCACAUUAGACUGACACCGGGCUGACCAGUCUUAGCACUAUCCUCUUAAUGCUGAGCGCCAAGCGAGGAAGCUACUAGUACCAUUUUUUACAUCUUUGGUAUGACGCGGCCGGGGACUGAACCCACAACCUCCCGCACUCAAAGAGGACGCUCUACCACUAGGCUACCGAGGCGGUAGCUCAAUCUUUAGGAAACUGGGUCGAAUGUUUGUCUUAAUCAUUUCAAGGUCAAGUUCGAAUCUGGGUCAAGUGGGGUCAAAAACUAGGUCACCCGGUCAAAUCAAAGAAAAAGAUUGUGAAAUCUCUAGAGGUCACAGUUGUAACCAAUUCUUAAUGAAAUUUAAUCAGAAUGUUUGUGACGAUCUUUAGGUCAAGUUCAACUCUUAGUCAUGUUUGGUCAAAAACUAGGUCAGUAGGCCAGAUCAGCUCUGGUGAGCGAUAUAUAGGGCCACCAUGGCCCUCUUGUUUUUGCUAGAUAUCUGGAAAUUAAUGUUAUAUUUCUGAGGAAUGCUUUGAAACUUAAUUCUGACAGACUAUAAUGAAAACAUAUGAGAAAUAGUUGUUUUUACUAAUUUUACGAUGAAAAUCGAAAAGCAUUUCUUACGCUUUUCUCGAGGUAAACUGCAUGGAUUUAACGCGCAUUAAACACAAAAUCUUCCAUAGCGAUAUUGGUAGCAACACCGAAAACCUUAUUUAUUUGCUGCGGCGGUCCGGGUUCGGUGAAAGAAAAGUAUUUUGGAGGUCAGUGCCUUCAAUUUUAUAAAAGACAAUUUAACACACAUUUCUGUCGGGAUCUAACUUUAUGUGGUAUACCUUUUUAUCUCGGACAAAGUAUAUGAUACGCAAAAAAGGUUCUGCAAGUGUUGCUUAAAUGAGCAUGCAUAUCUUUUUAAACAGUCUGCAAAUAAAAGACAGAUUUUAAGAAGUUAUUCAUUUAUAUCAUACUAUAUAAUAAUAGAUUUAUGCUAUUUCAUUUUUAAACAGAAUUUAUAUGUGUUUUCUUUUAUUUGUUAACUAUCUGUUUGUGUUGACAUAAUGAACAAUUAUGAAUAUAAAGAUGACUGCAACUUUCUGGUAUUUCCUUAAC